AUGAGCUUUCAUGUUUGACUGUUGCUACGAUAGCAACAGUGGCUCCGUAGCAACGACAGACGUCGAUGUCACGACGUAAACAAGGACUUCUGUACACUGUACACUGGCGGCUCUCAUGCUUGUUUUGAUAGUGCUACCAUUUUGUCUAUUGCAUUGUUAAGUUCGGUUGUAUUGGCUAAGCUUAUAAGGGGUCCACGGUGUACUCUAACUAGUACGUAACCUUAUUGUAUUCAUGCCCAACAGCAACAGCGUGCUACCAUGAGGUUGAAAACAUCGCUUCUGAAGGAGCCAAAACAUAAGGAACUUGUGAGCUGUGUGGGAUGGACCACAGCCGAUGAAUUGUUCUCAUGCAGUGAGGACCAUCAGAUACUCCGAUGGAACCUGCUGACCAGUGAGACUAGCCUGGUGGUCCGGCUGCCAGAGGACACCUACCCCAUUGAUUUGCACUGGUUCCCCAAAACGGUGGGAGGCAAGAAGCUGGUACAGGCGGAUACAUUUGUCCUCACAAGCACUGAUGGGAAAUUCCAUCUGGCUUCCAAAAGCGGACGAAUCGAGAAGAGCGUGGAAGCCCACAAAGGGGCCGUUCUGGCCGGGCGGUGGAACUACGAUGGCACGGCUCUGAUCACAGCUGGAGAGGAUGGGCAGAUAAAGAUCUGGUCUAAAAGUGGCAUGCUGCGUUCGACACUGGCACAGCAAGGUUCUCCGGUGUAUUCCGUAGCCUGGGGUCCAGACUCCGACAGAAUCCUCUACACAUCAGGAAGACAAUUAGUCAUCAAACCCCUGCAACCCAGUGCUAAAGUCAUACAGUGGAAGGCUCACGAAGGGCUCAUCCUGAAGGCGGACUGGAACUCUGUGAACGAGCUCAUCCUGUCGGGAGGCGAGGACUGUAAAUACAAGGUGUGGGACAGCUAUGGCCGCCUGCUGUACUCCUCCUCUCCCCAGGACUACCCGGUCACCUCCCUGGCCUGGGCUCCGGACGGGGAGGUGUUUGCAGUGGGCUCCUUCAACACCCUGCACCUCUGCGACAAAACCGGGUGGUCCUACGCUCUGGAGAAGCCCAACACGGGCAGCGUGUUCAGCCUGGCCUGGUCGGCGGACGGCACCCAGCUGGCCGGGGCCUGCGGCAACGGGCAGGUCCUGAUGGCCCACGUGGUGGAGCAGAGCUGGGAGUGGAGGCACGUGGUCGUCACCCUCAUCAAGAGGAGGAGCAUGCAGGUGCGUAACGUGCUGAACGACGCGGUGGACCUGCUGGAGUUCAGAGACCGGGUGAUCAAGGCCUCUCUGGCCCACGGCCACCUGGUGGUCACCACCUCGCUGCAGUGCUACGUCUACAGCUCGAAGAAUUGGAACACUCCCCUCAUCUUUGAUCUGAAGGAAGGAACGGUCAGCCUCAUCCUGCAGGCGGAGAAGUACUUCCUGCUCGCCGACGGGGCCGGCCUGUACGUGUUCUCCUACGAGGGCCGUCUCGUCUCCUCGCCCAGGUUCCCCGGCAUGAGAACAGACCUCCUCAACGCCCAGUCCGUCUCCCUUAGCAACGACACCAUCGCCGUGCGGGACAAGAGCGAGGAGAAAGUCCUGUUCCUCUUCGACAUCCUGACGGGGAAAGCUAUCGGUGACGGGAAGCCAUUGACUCACAAGCUGGAGGUAGUGGAGAUAGCGCUGGACCAGGGCGGCCCGGCCAGCGAGAGGAAGAUCGCCCUGAUCGACAAGAACCGGGACCUGUACCUGAGCCCGGUGCGGCGUCUCGGGAGGGAGGCCUGCAUCUGCAAGAUAGGGUCCCUGGUCCACACCAUGGCCUGGAACGACGCGGCCAGCAUCCUGUGCGGUAUCCAGGGCAACCAGUUCACGGUGUGGUACCACCCCGGGGUGGUGCUCACAGACAAGGAGCUGCUGCCCCGCACGCUGGAGCUGAAGGACGGCAGCGAGUUCGGCCGCGCGCCGCACAUCCUGAGCUACGUGGGCUCCAAGGUGACGGUGCGGCAGGGCGACGGCUCCCUGGUGUACAGCAGCGUGUCCCCCUACCCCGCCCUGCUCCACAGCUACAGCGCCUCCGCAGGCUGGGAGGACGCACUGCGCCUCUGCCGCUUCGCCAAGGACCCCGCCCUGUGGGCGUGUCUGGCUGGCAUGGCGAUGGCCAAUCGGGAGCUGGCCACAGCGGAGGCGGCCUACACCGCCAUCGGAGAGGUGGCCCGGGUGCAGUACAUCCGCUUCAUCCAGGAGCAGCCGUCCAGGGAGUCCACGCUGGCCCACCUGCUGCUGUUCAGCGGCCACGCCCCCGAGGCCGAGGCCGCGCUGCUGCAGGCCGGCCUGGUGUACCGGGCCAUCCAGGUCCACAUAGACCUCUUCCACUGGGACAGGGCUCUGGAGCUGGCGGUGAAACACAAGACCCACGUGGACACGGUGCUGGCCUACAGGGGGCGCUACCUGCAGCGGGUCGGCCGCAAGGAGAGCAGCAAGAGGUUCCUGCAGUACGCUGAGGGGGUGGAGGUGGACUGGGAGAAGAUCCAGGCGAAGCUGGAGAUGGAGCUGACCAAGGAGAGAGAGAGGGCGGCCAACGUCUCCGUCAGGAGCAGUGUGGCCCCACGUCGCUGAGUCCUCUUAGCUCUGAGUCCUCUUGGCUCUGAGUCCUCUUGGCUCUGAGUCCUCUUAGCUCUGAGUCCUCUUAGCUCUGAGUCCUCUUGGCUCUGAGUCCUCUUAGCUCUCAGUCCUCUUGGCUCUGAGUCCUCUUGGCUCUGACUCCUCUGAGCUCUGAGUCCUCUUAGCUCUGACUCCUCUUAGCUCUGAGUCCUCUUGGCUCUGAGUCCUCUUGGCUCUGAGUCCUCUUAGCUCUGAGUCCUCUUAGCUCUGACUCCUCUUAGCUCUGAGUCCUCUUAGCUCUGACUCCUCUGAGCUCUGAGUCCUCACAGGAUGCUGUUUGCUGGUCAGUAAGACUGUUUGUGGUGAGUUAAUAAACGUAGUGCACUUCCACGACAAUAGUCGUCAAGUGCAUCUGCUAGCACGGAUUGAGGUUUUGACCCGACAGUAGAGGGCAGCGUGUCCUUAGGGGCUGCAGAGCCUCAUUGUUCACGUUAGUCCGACGGCGUUGGACUAACUUGUGUACAUAGCGGGUUGAACGUGUACCGUUUGUUUACACAUGUAUAUAUCUUCUUUUUUUUUUUACAUUGAGACGUGUGAAAUAGAUUUCAAUAAAAAAAAGUAUUU
Molecule: messenger RNA, 3201 nt
Organism: Gadus chalcogrammus (walleye pollock)
Lineage: Eukaryota; Metazoa; Chordata; Actinopteri; Gadiformes; Gadidae
Gene: ift80
Product: intraflagellar transport 80 homolog (Chlamydomonas)
Exons: 19
Coding region: 259-2592 (777 amino acids)
Biological process (GO): cilium assembly
Cellular component (GO): intraciliary transport particle B; centrosome; cilium
Molecular function (GO): protein binding
Source: RefSeq, a predicted model, not a curated record